CACCCAAGAGCAUCGGAUGCCGGUCGCCUCAGAAAGAGUCCGCCGCUAUAGGGGCAGUACGCCAGCAACACGUGGAUUGCGUAAAACUCUCUUCCUACCUGCAAUGAAAACUACGUACCUUUAAGUCAAAUAGCGCGUAAACUGACGUACGGCAAGCUAAGGCGUUGACUACCUUGGCAUCAUCAAAUAGCAUUCACGCCAUUCACGAGUAACAAUGUGGAAAAAGUUAGUGUGCGUGCUGUUAUGGACCUUCUUCAGCUGGGGAAAGGGAAGCCUGCGUCGUUCUCCUGAUAUUGGCUCGUGGCAAAGCGGCGAUAUUGAGGAUGGAAACGGAAAACUUAUCAACCAUCCAAACACGGAAGACCUCACUGAAUAUGACGGCUGGAACCAUCAGAUUGCAACGGAAAGUCGAAGGUCCAGGCGGCAAUCAAAGAACACCAUGCCGAGUACGAGUGGAAGUUCCUCCUCCGGGCAUCCCAUACCGCCCGAUCUCGUCAGACUGAGAAAGACUUGCGGCAUCGAAUCCGAAACACGGAUUGCCGGAGGACGAGACGCCAACUGGAGCCACUGGGGCUGGAUCGCGGGCAUCCUUUACAGCAACAACUACGAGCAGUACUGUGGUGGAGCCCUCAUCAGUAACCGAUACGUUAUUACAGCUGCACACUGCACUGACGGGAAGGCGGCCUCCGACAUGAAAGUUUUACUGGGCAGGAACGACCUCAACAGUACUGCGGGUCGAAUUUUUAAUGUUUCGCGGCUACGACAGCACCCGGACUUCCAAAGGGACACCCUUCAGAACGACAUCGCUAUUUUACGACUGCAACAGCAGGCCAGAUUCGACGAUAAUAUUCGUCCUAUUUGCCUGCCAUCCAGCAGAGAUGUAACAUUCUUUGGCAAAAGGGCCCAUGUAGCUGGAUGGGGAAGUCUCUUUCACAGAGGACCUUCGAGUCCAAAGUUACUGGAAGCUGAAUUAAGAAUCUGGAACAAUACGGAGUGCCAAGGAGUUUUUCCUCAGCGAAUUAUUAACACCUUCCUGUGUGCUGGAAACAGAAAAGGAGGAGUUGAUUCGUGUCAGGGCGACUCUGGAGGACCCUUGAUAGUCAAAUAUCAUCGUAAGAAGCAGUGGUUCCUUGCUGGUGUAGUGUCCUGGGGUUUAGGGUGCGCAAGUCCUGGUAUACCUGGCGUCUACACUAGGGUCACCGAGUUUCUCGACUACAUUUAUGAGCACGCUGUUUAAUAGGCCAACGUCGCCAAGCAUCCAUUGGCGGAUGUGCCGUGUUACACCAUCACCACCACCACCAUAUCUUGCGGUGGACAGCAGAAGACAGCACUCUUGGACAUCCAGCAAACUCUCACCAGGAUGUUUUGCCAAAACACUUUUGGAAUGAAAUUACAUUUUUUCCUGA
This is a messenger RNA of Ornithodoros turicata, 1406 nucleotides long. RefSeq names its product venom protease-like. Gene Ontology annotation, molecular function: serine-type endopeptidase activity. Gene Ontology annotation, biological process: proteolysis. The record is from RefSeq and is a predicted model, not a curated record. The transcript is spliced from 8 exons. The coding region runs from base 215 to 1237 and encodes 340 amino acids. NCBI's taxonomy places the organism in Eukaryota, Metazoa, Arthropoda, Arachnida, Ixodida, Argasidae.